Molecule: messenger RNA, 3870 nt
Organism: Mixia osmundae IAM 14324
Lineage: Eukaryota; Fungi; Basidiomycota; Mixiomycetes; Mixiales; Mixiaceae
Exons: 4
Coding region: 1-3870 (1289 amino acids)
Source: RefSeq, a predicted model, not a curated record
AUGCAGAAGCUACUACGACGGAGAACGGACGACGACGACGCUCAGGCGGUACGGAUGAUGCAGGCGCGCAAGUCUACCCAACAUGGGCCGCUGUCGCCGGGCGCUGGUCUACCUGCCAAACCCACUCACCCGAUGGGACAAUCACCGCAUUCUGCAAAUAGUCGCAAGAGGUUGAGCAAGGACAGACUCGCCAAACAGUCUGCUCAGGCCCUCAGCCAGUCCUUGCAAGCCUCGACAUCUCGUCAGGCUCAUCAUGCUCGUUCUCAGUCGAGCUCCGUAGCGACGAGCGAUCAGGGACCGUUCCUCACUUUUAACAAAGACGGCAGUAUCCGUAGUGGUGGCGCUCUGCCUGCGCUACCUUUCCAAUACGAGGCGCGGCAUAGGGAGUUCAGGGCGCGCAACGGCUCGCAGCAGGUCAAUGGUAGUAGCGAGACCCUCAGAUCCUCGCAGUCAGGUCAGCGUAGUCAGGCGCAGCAAGGCAGGCAUCAACGCAAUCUGUCCUCGCCUGCAUACGCGCAUGCGCGAUCAGACUCGUCCUCAAAGCGACGCGCAGAACCGCCGUUGCCUCGCUUUAAUGGCAUCCUACCCGAUGCUAACGAUUUUCGCACUUCGCUCAUAUUGCCGCAUAUGGACAAGCACUUUGAGCGUUUAGCGAGUCAAGACGGCGCACCAUCUAUAGAAUCUCUACAGAUGCAUCUAAGGCAGGAAGUGACCGCUGGCCGUAUGACGCCUAAUGACGAGUGCGCGAUACUGGAGCAGCAUAUGCUCAGGCGAAUUUCGCAGGCGCAACCCGGCCAGAGCUCUGUCUUGCGGCCUCCACCCUCGAGUCCGAGCAAGCCUCGCUUGGGGCAUUCUCGAUCCUCGUCUUUACAGAAUCUAGACGCGCAUGCCUCGCCAGCGGCUUCGCCCCGAAAUAGUCGGCAAAUUGCCGAGCAAGCGAGCCUCAAAAGCCAGGCGCGAGCGGUCGAAAGCAUACCGGAAAGCGUUCACGAGGCUGUCACCGAAGCUCCUACUAUGCCAUCUCCUCGGCAAAAGUCUCGCUCGCAAGAUGCGCCGCAAUUGCUCAAGCCUGCACAGGGUCGCGGGAGAAUACAAUCACCCAUUGGAUCUGACAAUCUGACAGACGAGUCUGGUACCCUAGACCCCGCGCGGGCAUCUAUGAGGCAGCAUCUUGCACCGCCAUUGAGCAGCAGUAGCCUGCCAAGCCCGAGCAGCGACGUUCGUACAUCACCUCUCGAUUUUGAUAAAUCAGCGCCGGAUGGAGCGAACCAGCUGACCUUCGACCAACGCGAUGAUUCUUUCCCCAAAGGCACGGUCUUCAAUACGCCCGAGCGCGUGCUCGACGCACAUGGGCCUUAUCAGGGAUCAGCAGGACUUUCGCCAUCCGACGGGAAGUCUUCGAGUCGCAAAGGCUCAGAAGCGAGCACAUCUUCGAGCUAUCACAAUUUGAAUGAUGCCUCUGAUGGCUCACCGUCUGCUAUACUUCAGCGUCGAUUGAGUGCAGAGGACGAUCUAGAAGACCUGCCUCACGAAUCAAUGGAAGAGCUGGCGGCUCAUCAAGAGCUCCUCCGGCUCACGUUAGGGCUGGACGCGUUUGAUCUCGAGCUAGUACAGCAAGAGCUGCUGCGGCGCACGAACUCCACCGCAUCUACGGUGAGCAGGAAGACGUCGGCAGACAAGCCGAACCGCUCCUCCGUCAAGUCAGCUCGCGAGCUUGGACUAGGCUUCCAUGUCUCCCACGAGCCUGCCGGAUUACGUCGCGUGACGGAGCGACCUGAAGACGAAUCGGAAGAGAUCUCCCAAUUCGCCGAGUCGUCUCGAGAUCUGCCGGAGACGCCACAGUUGUACAGCUCCGCUUCGACGGCUGCGUCCUCGCGAACGCCAUACCUGUAUGAUUCAUCAACGUCGUCGAACACAUCAUGGGAUCAUUCAGGCGGGCCAGACACGCCUGCAACGCCCUUCACAGCGUCUGCCUGGGGCUCAGGCGGCUUUGAUGCCUCCAAGGGUAUACUGACCGAAAUACAAAAUCGACAUCUUAAGCAAACGUCCGUCGAUGUCAUCAAUCUUGAUUUGAACAUGGAGUCGCCCUUUAAGCCACCAUAUGAGCACGCUCGCAAGAUGUCUGAGCCCGUCGGCGUAGGCGCACAGGACAAUCGUAAGAGGUUACAUCGAGCGACACCUUCAAUGAUGUAUGGUCAUGUCGCCGAUGAGGCUAACGCAGCGACUACUGCGCUCAAGGGCUUCUCCAGCUUUUCCAAUAGCGAACGCGGUGAUCGAGAAAAAACGGUGCGCAAAUCGAAAUCUAGCAAGUCCCUCAAAGGUCUACACAUAUCGCACCCCUCGCUUAUCGCAGCGUCGAGUGCCAUCGAAGCUGUGCCAAUCGGCGAGGCGCAGGCUGCACAUGCGCUGAGCAGGAGCCAGGCGCUUGAAGCAUCAUCCAGAGUGCUACAGCCUGCUGCAAUCCUGUCGGCAAGCGCGCCAGCUCCCCCGAGGCGGCUGGAGAAUGGAGUCGAGGAUGCGUCAUCGCCUAAGAAGCGCAAUGGCUCGGUGUCUGCUGCUCCGUCGAACCUACCAGCCAGUCCUAGCAAUAUUGCAUCACCGCGAGAUCGGCCUGCUCUCGUUCGACUCAUCAAUAAGUUUAGCGCACGACGCGAGCAAUUGGCAAGUCAAAGUCCAGAGACGCAGGUAAUGGAUGCACGGAAUACAGUCGUCCGACGGACGAUCAUUGUGCCGCAGCCCGACGGCAGAUCUUCGGAAUCAAGUCCGGAGCAACCAGCAAUCGCACAUAGAGGCUCCUCGCUUCAGCAGACUCCGUCUCAGCCUGCGGUCAAAAGCAAAGGAACCUUAAAGAAGACGCCUUCGCAAAGCAAGAAGCCAGUGCCAGCCUUAGCAGACCUCUCGCCAGAGAAGCACAUUGCUAUAGAAGAAGAGCCCUCGGAAGAUAGGCGAUUACUAUUGCAGGACCGACCAGCAACGCCGCCGCCCGCCCGCGGACAUCGACGCAAGACAUCUGGGGAGCAUUUAGGAGAGGCACCGCUGCCGAGCAAAGCUCUGCCACGACUAUCGCCGAUACCAGACAUGCCAAUACGCAUACCGCCAGCUUCACUCGAUCUCAGCAAAGCAGGCGGUCUCGAUGUGCCGCACACCGGCCUCAGUAUUCCGAAGUCUCCGAGCGCGCUGUCAGUGAUGAGCGGCGCGUCAUAUGCCGGAUCUAUAUACGACAUGUAUGCGGAUAUGGACUCGCCGCGCCUGGAAGCUACGCAGACAGAGGAGCCAGAUGAGAUCGUUGUCGCUCAGGGACGGAUUUUGCCGCCUGGCGGUCGCUCACCAGGCUAUACACAUGCAACGCUGCCGAUGGCCGCUCAACAAGCGCGUCUGUCUGCCCUCAACGCUCACGCUAAUUCGCGAAAGUCUCAUCGAAUCGAAGUUGACGAGAUGGCCGAUGGCAGCAUGGUCUGGCAGGUCGUGCAAGACUUGCGUAAUCAUUCUGGCCGUCAAUCAGGACAACUCGACUACCUCUCGCACUCGCGCGAAUCGAGUAUCGAUGCAGCAGACGAUCCUGUGCCGGCUUCGCCUUUCAGCCGGACAGACCGAGCAGACUUCAUGCGCAUGCAGCCCAAGCUUGCGUCCACCGGUACAGAGCCCCUCAAGGUCGUAGUGAGAAAGCAUCGCCGCAACAAGUCGAGUGCCGGCGGUGUGCUGCCUUAUAACAAGACCCACGCAACACAUAGAUCUGACGAAAGUGCGAUGAUUAUCGAAGCCGCAGAUGGCGUGGUCAGAGAUCUUUUGCAGGAUCUCACUUCCAGUAUUACAGAGGGUAGUAUAGAUUUCUACCAUGCUGGUACAGGCGCACCUGUUGCAACCUAUUGA